AUGGUGUCCAGCAGAACGGCAGUAGAGAGCAGUUGUCCUCUGGGGAAAUUCCCCUGUGGUAACGUGACGGUGUGUCUGCACCAGGCUCUGCAGUGUGAUGGACACAGAGACUGCCCCAAUGGAGCGGACGAGGAAAACUGUGGGGACAACAGCGGAUGGGCGGACAUCUUUGAUCGAACCGUCAGAAAGGUCGACCCACAGGGCCUACCACCACCAGAAGACUGCUUCUUGCAGCUGUACCCAGAGCAUUGUGACUGUAUCAAGACAGAACUGGAGUGUGUGGAAGUCAACCUACAUGACGUUCCUCAAGUCUCCACCAAUGUCACCUGGCUGUCUCUGAAGAGUAACAAGAUAAAGAGCUUGUCUGACAACAUCUUCUCCAAAUACACACACCUGCAGAGACUGUUCCUACAGAACAACAGUAUUCAGACCAUCUCCAGUCAAGCCUUCAGUGGACUCUACAAACUAGAGAAACUGUUUCUUAGUGUGAACUCCAUUUCAUCUCUCAAACUGGGUGUGUUCAGUGAUCUCCGUAAUUUAUGGUGGCUGGUGUUGGAUCAUAACCCUUUGAAAAGUAUCUCCCAAGACACCUUCACCGGGCUCACCUCCCUCAUGUUCCUUUCCAUGGUGAAUACGUCUCUGGUGCAGCUCCCCGAGCCCAGCCUCUGUCACCACACACCUAACCUCAGCUGGGUGGAUUUUGAGGGGAACCAGGUCUUAACCAUCAACUACUCCACUCUGAUGACCUGCAGCCAGCUCACUGUACUCCUCCUGAUGAACAACCGGAUUCACACUCUUCCUGUACACUCUUUUCAGACUCUGGUGCUGCUGGAAGAACUAGAUCUGUCCAACAACCGGAUUAAGGAGCUCCCCAACAACACCUUUAAGAGCUUAAAGUCCCUCGUCAAACUGAACAUAUCCCAUAAUCCUUUGUUCCACAUCCACCCGGGUCACUUUGACGACCUGACCCAGCUCCAGUCCCUGGGUCUGGAGGGUAUUGAGAUUCCAAACAUCCAGACCAAGAUGUUUCUACCCAUGGGGAACCUCUCACACAUCUACUUCAAGACCUUCCAGUACUGUUCCUACGCGCCCCACGUGAGAACGUGUAAGCCCAACACAGACGGUAUCUCUUCCUUCGAGGACCUGUUAGCCAACGUGGUGCUCAGGGUCUCUGUGUGGGUCAUGGCCUUCAUCACAUGCUUCGGGAACCUCUUCGUCAUCGGGAUGAGGUCUCUGAUCAGGGCGGAGAACAACCUACACGCCGUCUGUAUCAAAGUCCUCUGCUGUGCAGACUGUCUGAUGGGAGUGUACUUGUUCUUUGUCGGUGUGUUUGACGUGAAGUUCCGAGGGGAGUACAAUCGUAACGCUCUCCUGUGGAUGGAGAGUGUGGAAUGUCGAACCAUCGGAUUCCUGGCUAUGCUCUCCUCAGAGGUAUCAGUUCUGCUGCUGACCUAUCUGACUCUGGAGAAGUUUCUGGUCAUAGUGUUUCCCUUCAGUCACCUGAGACCUGGAAAACUGCAGACUGCGGUGGUGCUGUUAUCUAUCUGGGUGCUGGGGUUCAUCAUCGCCGUGGUUCCCCUGAUGAACGAGGACCUGUUUGGGAACUACUAUGGUCGUAACGGGGUCUGCUUCCCCCUACACUCAGACAGACAGGAGAAGCCCAUUGCUAAAGGAUACUCUAUCGGCAUAUUCCUGGGUCUGAACCUGGCAGCAUUCCUAGUGAUCGUGUUCUCCUACUCCUCCAUGUUCUACUCCAUCUACAAGACUGGUAUAAACGCUACAGACCUGAGGAGCAGGCUACACAGGGACGUGGCUGUAGCUAACAGGUUCUUCUUCAUCGUCUUCUCUGACGCCCUCUGCUGGAUCCCUAUUUUCCUGGUCAAGACACUGUCCCUGCUGCAAGUCGAGAUACCAGGUACCAUCUCAUCCUGGGUGGUGAUCUUCAUAUUACCCAUCAACAGUGCCCUGAACCCCAUCCUCUACACUCUGACUACCAGCUUCUUCAGAGAACAGGUGGAGGUUCUGCUGUGUCGUUGGCAGAGAAGGUCGACCCUGAAGAGGAACAGGAAGAGCCUGACCUCUACUGUUUACAUUGAGGACUCACGGAAUACACUCAACCAGCCUCCAGCAUACCUACCUACUGUACCCCGGCUAUCACUGAAUGAUAUGGAUCCUCGCUAUGGGUGAAGGGGAGGAAGGGCUGAGAGAGGACCCUCGCCAUGGGAAAGAGGGAGUGAGAGUAGGGAAUGAGAGAGGACCCUCGCCAUGGGAAAGAGGGAGUGAGAGUAGGGAAUGAGAGAGGACCCUCGCCAUGGGAAAGAGGGAGUGAGAAAGAGGGAGGGAGAGUAGGGAAUGAGAGAGGGAAAAAAAACGUCGCCCCCCAUGACCUAUCUGCCCAGCAUGUCUGAUAUGGAUCCUUCGCUACCGGUGAGAGAGGACUAGACUGCUGCAUACAAAUGGCCCGUUAAGACCAGGGCUGUUCUGAAGAGGGCUGUUUUGAGACUAAUGGAUAGGGUUAUUACUACCGCAAAUGAAAAUGCCCUUUGGUGGGACAAUAACGAUUCGUUCUCAAAAGAGCCAAGCCCCUUCACUGGAGCAAACUCACCUCUUCCACAGUACAGUACCAAUGACUGUGUCUGAAACGGUACACAGACAAGUGUCGCAAACCACCUGUUUGGACCGGGGCGGUCCUGGAGGAUGGAUGGUGUGUUUACAUAUGAACUCUUUGUCAACAAACCUCUCUUUGUUUGUUUGUACAUAUUCUACUGAAUUAUGUGUUUCUUUAACCUUCUAGAUCAGUGUUUCCUGGUAGUCUGAAACAAAUCUACCUUGAAACAAAAGUAUUCACCUCACACACACAUGGUUAUGGGCUUAAAAAAAGAAGAUUCCUGUACCGUGUCAGAUAUAGAGUUGAAAUGUCUUACAUUUUGAGUUUGCAUCCCAGUAUUACACUUGAUAUACAUCACAGAAGACUGAAAAAUAACCAAACCGUUUGACAUAGAAACAUCGGAUUUAUCGGCUUACAAAAUAUAUUAAAUGUUUAUUAAUUAUGAAAA
Molecule: messenger RNA, 3056 nt
Organism: Salvelinus namaycush (lake trout)
Lineage: Eukaryota; Metazoa; Chordata; Actinopteri; Salmoniformes; Salmonidae
Product: relaxin receptor 2-like
Exons: 21
Coding region: 1-2187 (728 amino acids)
Biological process (GO): G protein-coupled receptor signaling pathway
Cellular component (GO): membrane
Molecular function (GO): G protein-coupled receptor activity; protein binding
Source: RefSeq, a predicted model, not a curated record